This is a messenger RNA of Andrographis paniculata, 1236 nucleotides long. RefSeq names its product putative F-box protein At4g09190. Lineage: Eukaryota; Viridiplantae; Streptophyta; Magnoliopsida; Lamiales; Acanthaceae. The coding region runs from base 1 to 1236 and encodes 411 amino acids. The transcript has a single exon. The record is from RefSeq and is a predicted model, not a curated record. Gene Ontology annotation, molecular function: protein binding.
AUGGCGGCCGCCAAACGAAAAAACCCUCCGAUAUCAGAACCCGAACAAAAUCUCCCGCCGGACAUCAUCGAAUCCAUCCUCCAACGGCUGCCGGCGAAAUCCAUCAUCCGAUUCAGAUCCGUCGCCAAGAUCUGGAACUCCAUCAUCUCCGAUCCACAUUUCUCCCGAAUCCAAUCCAAUCUGGCCUUAUCGUCGUCUUCCUCAACCCUAUUCCUCGCCCGGAAUAUUCCCCGGAACCCCGCCGUCAAUGGCGGACUCCGAUUGCUCCGAUUUCGCGACCAGAUCUUCCAUCCAGAUAAUACCUUCACCUUCUCCGAUCCCCCCUUCCAAAACUCCGAAAUCCUCUGCUCCUGCAAUGGCCUCCUUCUCCUCUGCGAGAAAUCUCCGGCGACCAGAUGCUUCAUCCUUUCCAACCCCCUCGCCCGCACGCACACCGCCGUUUGGUGGCCGAGCGACCGCCGGAAUUCUCUGCCGGCGAAUUGCCGCCCCUUCACUCAAGGCCUCUGCUACGAUCGGACCUCCGGCGACUACAAAAUCGUGAUCGUCGUUUUCGGGGCAUUCUCAGUCUACUCCUGCCGGAAAAGAAUCUGGACAAAAAAAUUCGAAAAAUUCCCCGAAAGCAAAAUCAUAAACCGCGAGGGAAUCUACGCCGACGGCGCGUUUUAUUGGAUCGGCACCGCCGCCGGAAAGCUAGAUCCGGUGGACGUAAUAUACUUCGACGCCGCCGGAGAGAAGUUCGGGACGGUGCGCGUGAUGCUGCCGGUGAACAUCCCGCCGGCCGAUUACGUACGCGCCGUCGUGCCGGCGAAUCUGUGGGGCAAAUUGGCGAUCUGUUUCAAAUUUUCGAACGUUAAGCGGACGAGGUUUCUGAUCGGGAUUUGCGCAGUUCGGAGAAAUGGAGGAGCGAAGUUUUGGGACACGAUAAGGAUCGCCGACGACUCGCCGCCGCCGGCGGGGGAGGGUUGCUGUAAGCAUUCGAUUAGUCAGAGUGGCAACGGGGUGUGUCCGAUCACGGCGGUUUGCGGCGUCGCCGACGGAAUGAUUAUGGCGUUCAUGGAUUGUACGAGGUAUGUUGUUUAUGAUUGUCGUGAGAGGAAUGUUGUUGGUGGGAUUAGGACGUUUUUGGAGGAUUUCGAUUCGAAGCUUGGGGUUUGUAAGGAUCAUAUGUUUUUUCCGGUGGCGAAUGUCCGGCCAUGGCGGCGGUGCCGGCGAACGUCGCGGGUCGUCGAGGAUUGA